Gigantopelta aegis is the source of this 2274-nucleotide messenger RNA. RefSeq lists its product as uncharacterized. The record is from RefSeq and is a predicted model, not a curated record. Bases 707 to 1312 code for a protein of 201 amino acids. NCBI's taxonomy places the organism in Eukaryota, Metazoa, Mollusca, Gastropoda, Neomphalida, Peltospiridae. The transcript has 5 exons.
UAUGUUGAGUUGACCAGAAAUUUAUGAAGUGAAUUUCUGAAGUUGUUUGAAACAUUAUUUCUAGAUAUGUUUGACAUCCAAUAGCCGAUGAUUAAUGAAUCAAUGUACUCUAGUGGUGUCGUUAAACAAAACAAACUUCUUAUUUCUAGAUAUGACAGAGGUAGUUUGUGGAGGGGCGUUAUAGACAAAUUGACAGGUUCCAAUUCAUAUUGGUUUCUUAUGGUACUCCUGCGGUUCACAAUCAUCUCCAGUGGCCUACAGUAAACAACUGAUUGAUAACAGAAUGACUAAUACCUCAUAAGUUGUACUACUCUCUAGUGUGUGAUACUUGUAGGCAGCUAGAGAAGUGUGGGAGGCCAGUGGUAAAUAUAUUGUGAUUGAUAACAGAAUGACUAAUACCUCAUAAGUUGUACUACUCUCUAGUGUGUGAUACUUGUAGGCAGCUAGAGAAGUGUGGGAGGCCAGUGGUAAAUAUAUUGUGAUUGAUAACAGAAUGACUAAUACCUCAUAAGUUGUACUACUCUCUAGUGUGUGAUACUUGUAGGCAGCUAGAGAAGUGUGGGAGGCCAGUGGUAAAUAUAUUGUGAUUGAUAACAGAAUGACUAAUACCUCAUAAGUUGUACUACUCUCUAGUGUGUGAUACUUGUAGGCAGCUAGAGAAGUGUGGGAGGCCAGUGGUAAAUAUAUUGCUCCUAAUGGUGCUGUGAUGAGGACGUCAAUUCUCGGAAUUCACCAGUACUGGAACACAGAUGCUGUUGUUGCCAACACUGUGAACAUCUGUAAAACAACACAUUACGACCCAAGGUGUCAAGCUUCCUGUGUAGCCGUGGUAACGGCAAUUAGUUUGAUGUUAAAGAGAGGUGAGCGGCAUGUAAAAUCGAAGGGCACGUACAAAGUGAAAGAAAUCAUCGAGGACAGCUACGAGAUGGCUAGCAAGUGUUUGGAAACUGAGGAAGAGAAACAAGAACUGAGGAAGUAUAUGACAUGUGAGAAUCUUUCUGACCUUAUGCUAGAUGAGAGCGGGAAGAUUGGUUACACAUACAAGUGUUUGGGGUCAGGUUUUUGGGCCUUGAAACAGAAGGAUUUCAGGAAAGCCAUGCAGUGUCUUGUUAUGGAGGCUGGUGAUGCAGACACAAACUGUGCAGUAGCUGGGGCCCUGUUGGGGUGUAAACUUGGCCUGGCUGCGUUACCUAAGACCUGGGUGUCGAAACUGAAACAUCGUGCUUGGCUUGAUGAGAAGAUCAACAGGUUUCUCAGUCUACAGACAGAAAUGAGAGAGAAAAGUCUGAAGACUGAUCAGUGUGUUAAGUGAUUGGUAAAUGUGGAAGUAAAACAACAGAACUGUGCAACUUGUCAAGUGAUUGGUGGAAGUAAAUAGUAUAUCUUUUGUAUAACUUGUCAGGUGACAGAUGGAAAUAAAAAACAGAUUUUCUGUGAUUAUAAAGUGACCAGUAGAAGUAAAUAGUACUAAGACUGAUGGAAAUAAAAAGCAGACCUUCUGUGUAAUUUGUAAAGUAACUAAAGUCAUCAGACUAAAGACUGGUAGGUACUGGGUUCACAUCCCAGGCAGAGUGAGUUUUAGCAUCUCAUUGUUCAGAGGUGCAAGACCACAACAGCAAACAUCUCCCUCACUAACCUCUAACCUCCAACCGAGGUCAGAUUGCUGAGGUGUGUGCCCAGAACAGCAUGUUUCAACAGUAAUUGAAUAUAAUCAUGAAAAUUAAAUACCCAUCAGAAAACUCCCACUCCUUUAUUGAUAUUUAUUAGCAUAGAACUAAUCAAAGGGUAGGCUUCAACUUGAAAACAAAUAUGACUACCAGACAACUUUGUAUUAUCCAUUCCGUUUGUUAAGUCCCCAGGCUUCCAUGCACAAAGAUGUCCAUUGUUCUUGUUAAAUGUUCACAUUUUCUAGGAAUGGUACUACCUCCCUUUUGGAAAUCAUGAUGUUUGAGAUUUGCCAUUCCCUUUUAGUCUGUUCCACUGACUAUCCAUUAUGGCAUUUUCAAGUUUCCUGUUUAUGGCUUUCCAAGUCAAUGGUUAUUGUGUUGCUACUUUUGUUUCAGAUUCUCUUCUGAGAUUAUUUUUGUCUUUUACAUUACUAGUUUUUACCUCUAGUGGAUAUCUAUCUAAAUCGGUUAUGCAUCAGAACACUUACAUGUAUACUAACCUAUAGUUGUAUAUACGGUACUGUUAUUUGUGUAAAUAUUAACUUUGGAAAUAUAAUCAUACUUUGUUUUAUUUUACUCUGUAAAUAUCUGUAAAUUUUUGUUAUAA